AUGGCUUCAUCCGUGGUGUGUUCAUGGCUGAUGGCGGCAUGCAUGUCAGUUGCUUGUGAAAAUGACUCCAAGACGACCAUUUCGAUGUUGAGCUCCGACCCAUCUCUGUCCUCGCGAUUUACCAAAUGGGCUGCUCGUAAAAGGAGGAGGGCUUUUCCUAUUUCGCCCAAAUGUGCAGCUGGCCCCCCUCAAUUUUCUAGAAUUCGUAAUCUUAUGAGUUCUUGUUUGGCCUUUGAGCCCUGCCCUGACUUUUGCAGGAAUAGUUCUUCUUCUUUUCCUUCCUUAGCCCUUUCUUCUUCCCCUUUCUUCUCUGGUGGUGAUAACGGAGCUCUUGCUCUCGGUCAUGGCAGGCGCAAUAAGCUCAAUCAACCUGUCCAUUCUGGGAAAGCAGUAGCCAUAGCAGUGCAGCCUACUAUGGAAGCUGCUCCAAAGAAGAAACCUCCCACCAAGCAAAGGAGAGUGGUUGUGACAGGAAUGGGUGUAGAGACUCCUCUUGGUGAUAAUCCAGAUGUAUUUUACACUAAUUUGCUUCAAGGUGCUAGUGGCAUAAGUGAGAUAGAGGCUUUUGAUUGUUCCAAUUUCCCUACAAGAAUUGCUGGGGAGAUCAAAUCUUUCACAACAGAUGGUUGGGUUGCGCCUAAACUUUCUAAAAGAAUGGAUAAGUUCAUGCUUUACAUGCUGACUGCAGGGAAGAAGGCAUUGGCUGAUGGUGGAAUUACUGAAGAUAUUAUGGAUGAACUGGACAAAACUAAGUGUGGGGUGUUGAUUGGCUCAGCUAUGGGUGGGAUGCAGGUUUUCAAUGAUGCAAUUGAAGCUUUACGGAUCUCAUACAAGAAGAUGAAUCCUUUUUGCGUACCUUUUGCAACCACAAACAUGGGUUCUGCCAUGCUGGCCAUGGAUUUGGGAUGGAUGGGUCCAAACUAUUCGAUAUCUACUGCCUGUGCUACAAGCAACUUUUGCAUAUUGAAUGCAGCUAAUCACAUCAUUAGAGGAGAAGCUGAUAUGAUGCUUUGUGGAGGCUCGGAUGCUGCCAUCAUACCCAUUGGAUUGGGCGGUUUUGUCGCAUGUAGAGCACUUUCUCAAAGAAACAGUGACCCAAGUAAAGCUUCACGCCCUUGGGACAGUAAUCGUGAUGGAUUUGUUAUGGGAGAAGGAGCUGGAGUUCUACUUCUGGAGGAACUUGAACAUGCCAAGGGAAGAGGUGCAAAUAUUUAUGCAGAGUUUUUGGGUGGAAGCUUCACUUGUGACGCUUAUCACAUGACAGAGCCACAUCCACAAGGAACUGGUGUCAUCCUGUGCAUAGAGAAGGCUUUGUCUCAGUCUGGGGUGUCUAGGGGAGAUGUAAACUAUAUUAACGCACAUGCUACAUCCACACCCGCUGGAGACCUUAAGGAAUAUCAAGCUCUUGUUCAUUGUUUUGGCGAGAACCAAGAGUUACGUGUGAACUCUACAAAAUCCAUGAUUGGCCAUCUGCUAGGAGCAGCUGGGGGUGUUGAAGCUGUUGCUACCGUUCAGGCUAUAAGGACAGGAUGGGUUCAUCCAAACAUCAAUCUUGAAAACCCAGAUGAUGACGUGGACACUAAACUGUUGGUUGGCCCGGAGAAAGAACGACUUGAUAUUAAAAUAGCUUUGUCCAACUCGUUUGGAUUUGGUGGGCACAACUCUUCAAUAUUGUUCGCUCCAUACAAGUGAAUUUCUUUUGGGGGGGCUUGAUUCUGCCAGAUGUGAUGCUCUAGAUAUUCAAUCUUUUUAACUUUUUCGAGUACUUCAGAAAUCCUCAAGGCUCUUGUGGCUGCUUUACUGAGAAUGCAUCAUAUACUAGUGCGCAGUGCACUUAGUGAUAUUCUCUGGAUUCCUUUUCCCGAACGAAUUGGAUGUUUGCCUGUGCCCGGACAAAGGGUCUUUUGGGGUGCUAUUCAAGGGAAAAACACGAGCUCCUCUGAAUCCCAUGAACCUAUUGCAGAUUUUAUUGGAUUUCUUCCCUCCAGACAUUCCCUUCAUUUCAUGCAUAUAAUUAUUGUAGGGCUUUGAUGAUGAUAUGAACUAGAGGGCAUUGCGACAAUACAAGGUGCCUGUGCUUGGUUUAGCCGUCUCCCUGUACAAGUAAUUAUUGCUGACCUGUACCACUAAAUUUUGAUCUAAAAAAUUUGCCUGUGGCAUUUAUUUUUUAUUGAACUGACGGUUCUUCCUCCGGUCCAACGGAGGGCAA
Molecule: messenger RNA, 2209 nt
Organism: Coffea arabica (coffee)
Lineage: Eukaryota; Viridiplantae; Streptophyta; Magnoliopsida; Gentianales; Rubiaceae
Product: 3-oxoacyl-[acyl-carrier-protein] synthase II, chloroplastic
Biological process (GO): fatty acid biosynthetic process
Cellular component (GO): chloroplast stroma; mitochondrion
Molecular function (GO): 3-oxoacyl-[acyl-carrier-protein] synthase activity
Source: RefSeq, a predicted model, not a curated record